GCUGUUCACCUUGCGCACACUGUCGCCUCCUUUCAUGUCCUUAUCCAUGGUUAGCACUUCUUUCUCGCCCCCCUGGUUUCCAGAGGCGCCCACAUUCCCUCAUCAAACCGAUUUAUGACAAAUUUCGCUGGCAAUCUGGUCCUGAGGGAACUGUGGUCAGUGUCCUUUCUCAUGAUCUUGAGUCUGUCGGUCUCGGGAUAUUUCGCCAACAUGUAUAUGUUCGACCACGUGCACCAGUUUGGAGCAGGUGUUUAUUCAUCCGGAGCUCCUCUGUACAACCAGCCACCAUACAAAUUGGUGUGCCCUCAGUUGUAUCCGCAUAUCCCUCUAAUCACGCCGCGGGUGUCUCCGCUGCCCACCCACUCUCUUCCACUUUGCGAUCCGCUGCACUCCACGAGCUGCCACAUGCUCUAUAUUAUGCUUCACGGUUACCUGAGGGACAGGCCACCAGAAUUAGCCCCAUCGGGUGGUGGAUCGUUGUGCGAUCAGUUGACAUGUUCAUACACCGAUCAGGGGCACUACAUUCUUCGAGUUGCCCUUUUCUCGCAUGAUGUCGCGACGCUCAUCUCAUGCCUCUUAUCAUGCAUGUACCGGCCGCUUCUUCCUCUGUUCGCAUAUUCACUUGUUGGGCGUUUUGCUGCGGAUUACGGUGCGUCAUGUCAUUCAUCACUUGAAAUCAUCCCAUUUGCACCAUCCAGUUCACUUUCUCCGCUCGCACCAUGCUGUAUUGGCAUAAGGAAAUACAACAUGUUCCUAUCGCGCUGAAUACAAUGGUAAAUCCUCAACGGAUCGUGUUUGGGGAACCCCGAUAUUCGGCAAGUUUUUUAAGGGCCGGGGGUCCAGGUUUUAAUUAGCGCACGUAUUCCGAGUAUUUUACCUGGGACCCCAGGGGUAUCCCACCGUAAAACACACCUGGAUUUCCCAGUGUUUCUUUACUGCGAUUCACUUCCCACU
Molecule: messenger RNA, 954 nt
Organism: Cantharellus anzutake
Lineage: Eukaryota; Fungi; Basidiomycota; Agaricomycetes; Cantharellales; Hydnaceae
Exons: 3
Coding region: 115-765 (216 amino acids)
Source: RefSeq, a predicted model, not a curated record